This is a messenger RNA of Rhincodon typus (whale shark), 1665 nucleotides long. RefSeq names its product leucine-rich repeat, immunoglobulin-like and transmembrane domains 1a (gene lrit1a). Bases 1 to 1665 code for a protein of 554 amino acids. Gene Ontology annotation, cellular component: endoplasmic reticulum membrane. The transcript has 3 exons. Gene Ontology annotation, molecular function: protein binding. Lineage: Eukaryota; Metazoa; Chordata; Chondrichthyes; Orectolobiformes; Rhincodontidae. The record is from RefSeq and is a predicted model, not a curated record.
AUGUCACCCAACAUUUGGAUGCUUUGCUUUUUGUGUUUUGGAGAUCUGUCUGUGACUUUCUGCUUGUGUCCUUCCCAAUGCAUCUGCACUUUCCAGAGUUACAGUGGUGAACUCAUGACAAGGGCUGUGCUUUGUAAUGAUCCUGAAAUGACUCUGAUUCCAAACAAUGUUCCAGCUGAAACAGUAAAACUAGUAAUUGAGAAAACAUUAAUUAAACAAAUUUCCACCCAAGCUUUCUCUUCUAUCUCCAGUCUGGAGUACCUUUGGCUGUCCAGUAACUCCAUCAGCAGCUUCGACAGAAAGAGUCUGCAGGGCGUGAUUGGUCUGAGGGAACUUCAUCUGGAUAGAAAUGCACUUGCAACUUUUCCAUGGGAAGCCCUUUCUUAUUUGCCACAACUCUGGCUCCUUGACUUACAUGGCAACGUUCUUCAAUCAUUCCCCAGCCAAGCAGCCACUUAUUUCAGAAAUAUUACCUACCUGGAUUUAUCAGGAAACAGGCUGACUACCCUGUCUUCCAAAGUGAUUUCAACAUGGCUGACUCCUCCAAAGGUGCCCUGUGCACCUUCAUCAACUGACAAUUCAAAACUUAUCAUAGUAAUACAGGACAAUUCUCAUGAGAGAUUAAAGUGGUCUACACUCCAUCUAUCAACUGCAUCCCAUCAGGAUUCUGGAAUAUAUUUGUGCAGAGCUAAUAAUCUGGUGGGUACAUCAAAUGCUUCGAUUUCCCUUCACGUGGUGAACUCUACCAUUGCACUGGCACCAAUCAAAACCACAUCCAAAAGAAUGUGCCUCAUAAAAAUGAGGAAACUGAUGGCUAGGUAUGUGAGUGCACUGAGCAGCACGACAUCACCAAGGGAGUUACGAAGGAGCUCUCAUACUAUAAAUGGGACUGAUUACUUUCUCACGCGUAACCACUGGAUUAAACCAAAUGAAGAAGCACCAGAAAUUGUUUCACAGAGCAUGGAUCCUCCACAAGUCAGUGGCUUAUUGGAAAGGCGAAGAAGUGCUGAUGAUUCUGACAAUAUUACAUCCAGUCAUUCUUCAACACAGCCAGAAGCAGACUGUCUGGUCAGAACUGUAAGAGUUUUAGGGGGUACCUAUCAUAGUGUUUCCCUGGCUUGGAGAUCUCUAAAGGCUACAAAUAUCACAAUUUUUAGCAUUCUUUAUACUACUUUUGGUGAAAGGAAAAUGCAAAGAAUAAAUGUAGGGCCUGGAAAGACCAAAAUCACCAUUGAUGGCUUAAUGCCACAGACCAAGUACGUUGUUUGUAUUUGUCUCAAAGGUCUCAUUCCCAAGAAGGAGCAGUGUGUGAUUUUCUCCACAGAUGAGGUAGCUAAUGCGAGUGGGACUCAGAAACUUAUUAACCUGGUGGUGGUCACAGUGGCCUGUGUUAUUGUGGUCCCUCUUACUCUCAUUGUCUGCUGUGGAGCCCUGAAGAGGCGCUGCAGAAAGUUUCUGAUUAAGCCGCCAGAAGAGGGUUUCCAAAAUGACUCAUACGUCACAUUUGAAAGCCUGUCAACAGGGCCCAAACCCAGCAGCACUGAAGGGGAGUAUCGGACUCGCCAUGAUAAAGAUGAGUCUAACAGACUUCUGUCACCAAGGUCUAGUUUAGACUCUGAAGAAGCAACAAACAAUGAAGUACAACAGCAUGAAUAUUUCUGCUGA